Eremothecium gossypii ATCC 10895 is the source of this 2460-nucleotide messenger RNA. RefSeq names its product GTPase-activating protein SAC7 (gene SAC7). Gene Ontology annotation, biological process: activation of GTPase activity; signal transduction; regulation of fungal-type cell wall organization. Gene Ontology annotation, molecular function: GTPase activator activity. The transcript has a single exon. Gene Ontology annotation, cellular component: cell cortex. The record is from RefSeq and is marked provisional. Lineage: Eukaryota; Fungi; Ascomycota; Saccharomycetes; Saccharomycetales; Saccharomycetaceae. The coding region runs from base 1 to 2460 and encodes 819 amino acids.
AUGAGUGAGCAGGGCGCGCUGGCCACGUCGCCGGCGAAGAGCCAGUUGGCGGCGUGGUGGCGGCAGUUCAAGAACAGCCCGAAGAGCAUCUCUACAGACUCAAUAAGCGGCCGGGAGCGGCCACUGCUGGGCAAGCCGGCGUCGGUGCACGCGGUGCCGUGCGCUCCGGGGCGCGACUUCCGGACGUACCGGGACUCAUUCCUCCACAGCCGCAACGACUUUAAGGGGCAGGUGUUCGGGGUUCCGCUUGCAGACUCACUUGCGCUGGCAUCAGCAGAGGUGAUAGUGCAGGGAGAGCUGGCCAAUUUUGGGCGGAUCCCGAUAGUGGUCGCGAAGUGCGGGGCAUUCUUGAAGCAACGGGGGCUGUAUACGUCGGGCAUUUUCCGCAUAGCGGGCAAUAGCAAACGUAUCAAGGAACUGGUAUACAUUUUCUCAACACCGCCUCAUUACGGUACUAAGUUCACAAGUUGGGACGGCUUUACGGUGCACGAUGCAGCGUCGGUGCUACGGCGCUUUUUGAACAACCUUACUGAGCCGUUAAUACCCCUUGUGCACUACGAGACAUACCGGGAGCCGUUGCGUACGCGCGUGCGUAUUUUGAAACACAUGACACGGCCGCCGCCGGUGAGGGAUGACAGUGGGCGCGAGACAGAGAAUGCGUUGUCGGAUCCCAAGACAUCGACUUCUGAUGCGGAGGAGGCGCUAGACGCGGAGGAGGUGCGGCGCCAGCGUCGUCACCGCAAGCGACUAACACGGGACAUAAAGGCAGCUCUCCAUGAAUAUGAGGUUUUGUUUUCCGAGUUGUCCAACGACUCAAAGCAGCUAAUAGUUUACUUGCUCGAUCUUCUCUCGCUUUUUGCACAGCAAUCCGAAGUUAACCUUAUGUCGGCCAGGAACUUAGCCGCAAUAUUUCAGCCUUCGAUCCUCUCACAUCCAGACCAUGAUAUGGAUCCCAAGGAAUACGAGCUUUCAAGACUGGUUAUUGAAUUUUUGAUUGAUUAUUCAUAUCGUUUGCUACCACAUUUGUUGAAGAUAACCAAAAAUGAGCAGGCCCUGUUGCAGAAACAACAGCAGCGGGGGGACGGGCUGAAGACCCAUGUUUGUGGCCUUGAAGCACCAUCAGAUAUUGCUGUACCUAUGGCGAAUGAAAUUAACCAGUAUAGUAAUGUUGCGGAUUCGCCAGCGCCUCUAUUGAAGACAAACAAAGAGGUUGGUUCUUCUAGCCCACAGUCUAACUCGAAUGUUAGGGCUCCCAAUGUAAUGAAUAAUGCGGCUACCAAAACUGCGGCUGCUAAGGCUGCAGGUAAACCUGGAGAGAGAGAUAGCCAGUACAUGAAUGUGCCUUCGCCCGCAAUAUCAAUCCCACUUACUCCUACUGGUAGCGUUUUAAAGAUGUACGAUCCUGAUCUUUGGUCGGCCUCAGACCUUCCAUUUGUAACGGCACAACAAAGAUUGACAUCUCCUGCACUUUCUCCCUCUCUGCCGAAUGAACCCCAAGCCUUAUCGAGUAGUUUACCGUCUCCGCAGAUAUUAUCGUCCUCUUUUCCACACCAACAAUUGCGGCCAGAACAAGAACAACUGCUGCUGCAGCAGCAGCAACAGCAGCAAAUGCAACAGCCACAACAUGAGCAACAUCUACAACAACCACAACAACAACAGAACUUGUCGUCACAACAGCAUGAUCAUGCUACACAGCAGAAACAACGUUUCUCGCGGCCAUCGCAGUCCCAGCACUUGGCAGGAUUGAAGCAGCCGCCGCAGCAAUGGGUACAGCAGGCGAGAUUGGAUUCUCGGUCUGGCUCUCCGGAACUGCGUAGGCGAUAUAGAUAUAGGCCGCACUCGAAAUCGCUGUCUUCUGCGAUCAGCCCUUCGGAUAUGAUCGCUGCCAGGCGCAAUAACGUAAACCCUAGAAUUGGCAAGUAUUUGUUGUUGGGAAGUGAUACCGAAGGUAUGUCUGAGUAUGACGAGGAUGAAGAGUGUGUUGGAUACCAGGACAUCUAUUCUCCUGGUAGUAAUAACUCUGAUCUUUUGGUUGUUAACCCGGCUUUCUCCCUACCUGCUACAGGAAUUCGACAAGGUGGCUCUGAGGUUUCUAUUGACAGUCCUACUGCGACAGACAAACGAUAUGAUCCGAAUAUCGUUUCGUCUAGGCCACAUGAUUAUAAUACUAUCGGGACAUUGCAUCCCAGUGCCAACCCGAUUGGUCACCUCUCAGAUACGUCAGCGGACGUAUCAGCUACGCCCACGAUUGUGGUUUCCAAGACUACACACCCUUCAGAGCAAAAUGAACAGCAACAAAGUCUUGCCACUGGUUUUUCGCAGGCAACUAAUGAUAAUGACGAUGACGCUACAGCCGAUAUGUAUUACGAUGAGGAUUCCCAGGGAGAGCGCGUAGCUAGGUCAAAGAAGCGCGACUCAUGGUUUCAAAAACUAAGGAGCCGCUCUAGGUCAGCAACAUAG